Messenger RNA from Sorex araneus (European shrew), 2587 nucleotides. It is a transcript of the gene SLC43A3, whose product is annotated as solute carrier family 43 member 3. Gene Ontology annotation, biological process: transmembrane transport. The transcript is spliced from 13 exons. The record is from RefSeq and is a predicted model, not a curated record. NCBI's taxonomy places the organism in Eukaryota, Metazoa, Chordata, Mammalia, Eulipotyphla, Soricidae. Gene Ontology annotation, molecular function: transmembrane transporter activity. The coding region runs from base 217 to 1656 and encodes 479 amino acids.
CCCUCCCCGGGCGCCGUCCCCGCGCGGGCCCUUCCGGGCAGCGGCGGCACCAACGGCGGCGGCGGCGGCGGCGGCGGCGGCGCGGGCGGGACGCGCGACUCCGGGCGGGCGCCGGGCGUGCAGGCGGCGGGACUCUGAGCCCGCGGGAGCGCCCUGAGCAGAAGGAACUUCCCAGAUUCUCCAGGGUCAGCACUCAGCGUGCCUCCACCCCAGGCCAUGCCCGGCCAGGGCCUGCCCCUGCGGGUGGCCACCCUGCUGACCGGGCUGCUCGAGUGCCUGGGCUUCGCGGGCGUCCUCUUCGGCUGGGCCUCGCUGGUGUUCGUCUUCAAGACCGAGCAUUACUUCGAGGAGCUCUGUGAAUCUGGUGCUCAGCGGGCGGGCAAUGCCACGGGCCCGGCUGACUGCAAAGCCCAGGAUGAGAGGUUCUCGCUCAUCUUCACCCUGGCAUCCUUCAUGAACAACUUCAUGACCUUCCCCACCGGCUACAUCUUCGACCGUUUCCACACCACGGCUGCCCGCCUUGUAGCCAUAUUGCUCUACACGAGCGCCACACUCACCAUAGCCUUCACCUCUGCAGAAUCGGCCGUGCUGCUCUUCCUGGCCAUGCCCAUGCUCACCGUCGGGGGAAUCCUAUUCCUGCUCACCAACCUGCAGGUCGGGAACCUCUUUGGCAAACACCGCUCGACCAUCAUCACCCUCUACAACGGAGCCUUCGACUCCUCCUCCGCCGUCUUCCUUAUCGUCAAGCUCCUGUACGAACAGGGCAUCAGUCUUCGGGCCUCCUUCAUCUUCCUCUCCAUCUGCAGUACCUGGCACGUGGUGCGGACGUUUCUCCUGAUGCCGAGGGGCCACAUUCCCUACCCGCUGCCCCCCGACUACCGCUAUGGCCUGUGUUCCGGGAAGCGCGACAGAGAGGGUAGCCAAGAGGGCAAGAAGUCGUCGUCCAAAGAGCUGAUGACACCAACAGAGGAGGCCACGGGACCCGGGCAGAAGCCGGAGGUGCAUUCCUUCUUGAGGUACGCCUUCUCCUGCCGCUUUGCCUGGCACCUGGUGUGGCUGUCGGUGAUCCAGCUGUGGCACUACCUCUUCAUCGGCACCCUCAACUCACUGCUCACCAACUUGGCCGGCGGGGACAGGGCCCUGGUCAGCACCUACACAAAUGCCUUUGCCAUCACCCAGUUCUUUGGGGUGCUGUGUGCCCCCUGGAAUGGGCUGCUCAUGGACUGGCUGAAGCAGAAGUACCAGAAGGAGGCGAGAAAGACAGGGGCGUCGGCCUCCAUGGUGGCCCUCUGCUCUACGGUGCCGUCGCUGGCCCUGACGUCGCUGCUGUGCCUGGGCUUCGCCAUCUGCGCCUCCGUGCCCGUGCUCCCGCUGCAGUACGCCACCUUCGUCCUGCAAGUGAUCAGCCGCUCCUUCCUCUACGGAGGCAACGCCGCCUUCCUCACCCUCGCGUUCCCAUCGGAGCACUUUGGGAAGCUCUUUGGGCUAGUGAUGGCCUUGUCGGCCAUCGUGUCUCUGCUCCAGUUCCCCCUCUUCACCCUCGUCAAAGGCCCCCUCCAGGAUGACCCCUUCUUCGUGAACGUGGGGCUGGUGCUGGUCACUCUGCUCACCUUGGUCCACCCCGUCCUGGUGUACCGCGAGUGUCAGAGCAAGUAGAGGCAAGACGGUCGCACUCUCCGGCCCCGAGGAAGCUUCUGCCACUGUCACACGCCCUGUGCACACGGACGCCACAGCCCGGGGGGGCCCCUUGUGUAUCGAAUAACCGUUCUCUCCUGAAAUGCGAGUCUCUCUCUGCCGUCUGCUGCUUGCCAUCAGCGUCACUGUCUCGGCGGCCAGGCGGACAGAUGUCUGUCUUCAAGACCCCGGCCAAGGCCUGCUUUCAUUUCAGAGCAGGAAGCACUUAUUUUUGUUUGUUCGUUUGGUUUGGGGGUCACCCAUGGCGGUGCUCGGGACUUACUCUUGGCCCGGCGCUCAGGGAUCACUUCUGGGGGACCAUGUGUUGGUGCUGGGGGACUGCACCCAGACCAGUAGCGUGCGAGGCGAGUGCCCUCCCCACUGUGCUCUCGCUCAGGCCCCUGGGCGCCUGAAGCCAGAGAGUGGAAGGUGGCGCCACCUGCUGACUUCCUGGUGACGGGUGACUUGUCCUGGCCUUAGACCGCCUGGCAUUUGGGUGGCACGGGGCUCUCCUGCAGGGACACAGCCUGGGCAGGGACUGGGCCCCUCCCCCCAAGGCAAAGGAGCCAUGGGUGGGAGUGGGGGUUCCCAGGCCCAAGUCCCAGCUCUGCCUCUGAUGCUGGGUGACCUUGGGUGACCCCGUCCCCCUCCCAAGCCUCAGUUUCCCUUCUGUAAAAUGAGGGUGUGUGGGAGUUGAAGGUUCUCUCCAGCAAGCCCUGGCAGGUUUUGAGGACAGGGUUAGCAAGUCACCCCAAGGGGCUUGGGAAAUGGCUGACCCGCUGGGCUGAAGGAUUUCUGACACGGCCUUUGGGGGCUGUCAUUUCCCUGUGAGGGAGGAAUGUUUACUUCGGGCGUUGUGUAAAGAAUCUCUCUGGGGAACCGUUUCACAGAAAAAUAAAACCUCACUGCCAUA